AUGGCAACGACAACUAUCAAGCCGAACUACUUCACAUGCACGUUGGGCCAUGCGGCGCAGAGCAAGGAUCAAGAUGGACAUUUGGAUCAUAAUUUUGGUACUGUAAUGCAGUUGAUCGAUGGGAACUGCCGCCGCUUCCCUCAGGCGCCCGCUUUAGGCUUUGCGGACUACGCAUUGCGAGCUUUGCUUGGACCAGCUUCCUCAAGGAAUAUUUCCGUUGGAUCGAAUAUCGGACUGCUGUCCACGAGCAGCAUCGACUUCGUCCUGACUUGGCUUGGCCUUUUACGACUGGGAUACACGGCAGUCUUUCUUGCUCCUCAGCUGCAACCACAGGCAAUUGAGCACCUUUGUGCCACAUUGAACGUACAGGUCUUGCUCGUGGAGGGUUCCUCGAGUAUUGCCAUAGAAGGAGUGGAGCAAGUUGAGAUUCCUCGUCUGUGGCCAUAUCAAGAAUACCUCGCAAAUGAAAAGCCCCUGUUGAAAAUUGAGAAUAACAGAGAACCCGAGAUCGCCUAUUUCUCUCACACUUCUGGGACGUCAUCUGGUCUGCCCAAACCGAUCCUCCAACCUCAGUCGGGAAUAGUCCAGGUUCUUCCAUGCUUUAAAGAAGAAAAUCAACCUGCCACCUUCUCUAUGACACCCUUAUACCAUGGAGGCCUCCCGGACUUGCUCAGAUCCUGGACGAGCAGGUCGAUGAUAUGGUUCUUCCCUGAAGGGCUCGCGCCUAUUACUGCAUCCAACAUUAUCAGUGCCGUUGCGCACGCUCGGAAGAAAUGCGAUACUCCGGUUCAAUACUUUACAUCAGUUCCGUAUAUCUUGCAAAUGCUCUCCGAAGAUAGACACGGGCUCGAACUUCUCCAGUCAAUGGACCUUGUUGGGGUGGGUGGCGCACCAUUGCCACCCACAAUAGGCGACGGGUUGGUAGAGGCUGGUAUAAAUCUCGUCUCGAGGAUGGGUAGCAUGGAAUCCGGAUUUCUCAUGUCGUCACACCGGGAUUAUCAACAAGACAGGGAAUGGCAGUAUCUGCGCCCUAUUCAAAAUGAGCGAUAUCUCCAAUUCGAGCCAAGAGACAACGGGCUGUCUGAGCUUGUUGUGAAACCUGCUUGGCCGUUGAGAGUCAAAACCAACCGAGAUGAUGGCUCGUAUGCAACGGCAGAUUUGUUCGAACCUCACGGAACGAUUCCAAACGCAUGGCGCUAUCACAGUCGCGCUGACUCUCAGCUUAUGCUUGCCAAUGGUAAGAAAUUUGAUCCUGCGCCCAUGGAAGCAGACAUCCUCGCUGCUACAAACAUACUACGCGAUGUCUUUAUUUUUGGAAGCGGCCAGAACUACCCUGGUAUUCUCCUGUUUCCCUCUUCCUUGGAUACAUCAGACACCGCGAUGCUUGAGACUGCUUGGCCUGUCAUACAAAAGAUAAACUCUCAGUCCCAGGGUCACGCUCGAAUCUCAAGGUCAAUGGUUAUCAUCGUCUCCGUGCCUCUAGAUGAGGCAGCCCUACAAAAGAGCAGUAAAGGUACUAUACUUCGCAACCAGGCCGAAGAACGGUACAAAUCUUGGAUCGAGGGGGCAUACAGCAAGCCUGGACUCGUGGCCCCGGUCCAAAUCGCCAGUCGCGAUCAGCUCUUCCAGGCAGUACUCGAGUGCUUUUCCCGAGUUCUUGGACGCAAGAUAGACCCCGAUGAGGAUCUUUACAAGCAAAAUGUUGACUCGAUGGCGUGCUUGCAAAUUCGAGCACAGGUUGCGGAGGCCUGCCUGCCUGACCCGGAGGAACAGCUUCCACUCAAUAUUAUAUAUGAGUGUGGGAGCGUGAAUAAUCUAGUCAAUCACCUGGAGCAAGUUCGCAGUGGAGAAUUCCCCGAGAAGCAAGACCAAAAUGAGAGAAGACAUCAAUUGAUGCGACAUAUGGCGGAUAGAUACAAAGACUUCUCUAGUUCCUUGCGCCCUGAGAUCCAAGAAGGGUCCAGAAACGUGAUAGUCUUGACUGGUGCUACGGGGUUUCUAGGUGCACACAUUCUACAUUCAUUACUCUCCAAGGGGCCGAAGGUCGAUGCUGUGUAUCUGUUGGUCCGAGCCAAGACCCCGGGAGAUGCUUAUCAGAGGAUUUCCCGUGUUCUCACAGAGUAUGGAUUGAUUGAUCUUCAUCAAACCUCGCACACAAAGCCAAGUGUUGUGUGUUUGCCUUGCGACUUGUCGGAUGGUGCAAUAGGAUUCUCGAGAGAACACCUAGACGAUUUUUCGAACGCAUCAACAACCUUUAUUCACACAGCUUGGACUGUCAAUUUUAAUCUGCGCCUUCCCUCGUUUGAGGACCAGGUAUCUGGGACCCAGCAAUUGAUACAAUUAGCUAUCAGUAGUUGUGCGAGGUUCGUCUUUAUUAGCUCAAUUGCAGCUGUGAGCUGUUCGGCCUCCACCUUAAUACGGGAAGAUGUAUCCGAAGAUCCUGCUGAUGCGUCGCCCAUGGGAUAUUCAGAAUCUAAAUGGGUCGCGGAACAAGUUUGUGCAGCGGCGUACACGGCAGUAACAGCGACGGAGAGCGCUCCGCGCCCAGAGAUGCCUCCGUGGAUGUCCAUCAUUCGCGUUGGCCAACUGUGCGGCAAUCAAUCAGGUAUAUGGAACAAAAGCGAAGCAUAUCCCUUGAUGCUGUCUACAGAAUCGCUCGUCGGGUGUUUGCCUCGCCUUGAAGACCAGCCCCUCGACUGGUUACCUGUUGAUAUUGCUGCCGAUGCCGUUUUGCAGAUCGCGCUGGGAUCGCAGGACAAAAUAUCAAAAGAUGCCUCCGAGCAGAGCAGUUUAGCGACUAAAUCACUUGUGUACCAUGUUCUGAACCCAUUUACACACCCCGACUGGUCGCAAUUACUCUCAUGGGUAUCCGAAGAUCUCGGGCGAGGUAACUUGGAGAUUGUGCCACCGUCAGAAUGGGUCACGAGACUGGAAGACACACUAGCUCAAACGAACAAACACCAUCCAUCGCAUGUUCUGGUUGGAUUGUGGAAAGGGAGCCUGGCCCCAGAGGAAGUGGCGUGUCCGACGGGUAAAAUCAGACCCGGAAUCGUUCAGAGCUACGAGAUGACUCGUGCCAAACAGAGUGUGCCUACCCUACGGAAUCUGGAGCCACUGGACAAGGAAAGGGUGCUAAAAAUCUGGGCUUGGGUGCGUGGGAACAUCAUAGAAGGCUAA
This is a messenger RNA of Clonostachys rhizophaga, 3177 nucleotides long. NCBI's taxonomy places the organism in Eukaryota, Fungi, Ascomycota, Sordariomycetes, Hypocreales, Bionectriaceae. The record is from the annotation of a GenBank genome assembly.